This is a messenger RNA of Daphnia pulicaria, 8602 nucleotides long. RefSeq lists its product as uncharacterized. Gene Ontology annotation, molecular function: protein binding. The transcript has 12 exons. The record is from RefSeq and is a predicted model, not a curated record. The coding region runs from base 530 to 6040 and encodes 1836 amino acids. NCBI's taxonomy places the organism in Eukaryota, Metazoa, Arthropoda, Branchiopoda, Diplostraca, Daphniidae.
CGUCCACGUUUUUUCAGCCAUGGAAGUCCUUAACAUUUCCUCGCUGCUGCCCACGGCGCAUACCUGCCCUCGCCAGAGUCGAGUUGGUUUGUGUUGCUGUGAGAUGCGGGUGAGCGGUUGAGUAUUUUCGUCGGUGCUCUGUGUGAGUGUGUGUGUUUUCGGUCCAUUUUCAUGUCGACUCAACCAAACGACGACAUCCCCAAGACGAAAAGGACGACAACAACAAGAAAGUGGCGUCGCCAUUAUUAUUUUUCCAACCGACAAGUGAUUGCAGUGUGUUGGUGAAUUGAGCCAGUGCCAAAUAAUAAGAAGAAGUGGAGGUGUGUGGCUUUUUUGAGAAGACGGCCAUUCUUUCUGUGUGUGUGUGUGUGCAGGCAGUGCUCAUGUGUCGUUGAAUCUUCUCGUGUCGUUUCGACGAAAAACCAACGCCCCGAUUGAAUGACAGGUGCUACAAGAAUAACUGAAUACAUUCGACUGUGAUUCAUUCGGUUGACUGAUCCCCAUCAUCAGGCGAAUUUGAUGUGAUUAUAUGAAGCCCCAUGUGCGUUAUGGCCAUACACCACACUCGACGGCUGGAGGUGGUGGCGGCGUUGGCGGAGGAGGAGGAGGAGUUGAGAGGUCUUCCGCAGCUGCUGCCGGACGGGUCCAUCCACAACUGUACCGGCGGGCCGGCGGAGGCAGAGGCGAUGACGAAGGCUCAUCGAUGAUUGAAGAGUACAAACUGGAGGAGCAAUUAGCGCCGUUCUACGAGACGGCCUCCUCCUCUUUGUCGGAGCGCAACGAACGGACGUCUUCUUCUUCCGUCGCCGCCUCCCAGCUGCAGCAGCAGCACAUACAACAACAACAACAGCAAUCGGCCCGAUGUUUCCUGCCGCCGGCCCAAUCGCAAACCGGCAAACCUGCUCUCAGGACCAUCUCCAUCAUGGAAACGCUUAGCGAGUUGACGGGGGCCAGCGCCCAAUCCGCCCGCUUGCCGGAAGGAUCCAACAACAACACCUCGACGACAUCCGCCAAUCGCAGAGACGCUUCUUCUUCUUCCGGCGGCAAUCAACAGCCCGCCCAGCCGCCCAUCGGCAUCCAGCGGCGGAUGAAGAAGAUUGUCGGCAGAGACAACGCCAACCACAGCAACGGCAACAGCAUGGCGGCCAUGGCCAACUUGCUGGACAUUCCUCAGUGGUAUCCACCCAAGGGCAGAGUCGUUGCUGCAUCCAGCCGGCCGGAAGCCUCCAACGUUUUAGGAUUGACGGCCGGCGGCGCUGGAGGCAGCAGCAGCAGUGAGCGAGUGUGGGAUGUGUCCCAUUUCGGGUCGAGACCCGGCAAACAUCCGCAGGCAACAACCCACAACAACAACAACAACCUGACGGCCCACCGGAACAAAGCCCGGAGCGUCCAAGACAUGCUGCUGCUCCACAGUCCGUCAAAGUCAGUCCAGGGUGGUGGCGGUCACACCAAAAUGGCGUCCGCCGCCGCCGUGGCCGCCGCCGUGUCAUCGGCCACCAGCGCCCACGGCUACGGCUCGCUGGAAAGGAGACGGCGGCGACGUCCCGGGACGAGAGGCGCCGGAUUCGUUGGUGCCCGUCGAGGCGAGACGGACUGGGAGCGCGAAGCGGACGAGGAGGAGGAAGAAGAUGACGAGGACGAAAUGGGACGAGGCGGAGGAGGAGUUUACGGCGUCGGCGGAUUGGGAGGUUACGCAAGACACGACAGACACGAAACGCAAUCGGUUUACGCCCUGCAAAGUGGUGGGGGUGUGCCGUCCUUGUUCCGGCAGACGCAGCCACAGCAACAGCAGCGGAGGACUAGAAACGAUCCGGCGGUUGCGGUCGAAGUGGAUCACCACCGGGAACGUGCCGCCGCUGCCGCCCGCCACAAUUACAAACCGCCGACCGAAUGGUUCAAAAAGAAGCGACCGCCUCCGCCGAUUUCUUCCGCCUCUCCGGCCAGUCGACUCCUCAAGGUCGGAGGCGCCAAUAGCUCGGCAUCAUCCAUGGACCAGCAGCAGCAACAGCUGUUGCAGCUCAACAAGGAGCGUGGGCAGACGCCCGACUGGAUCCACAAGAUCUUUGACGUGGCCCGUCGUGGCCACUUAUUGAAACUGCAACGAGUGAUGGCCGGAAUGGAGCCGACGCUGGUGAGAAACCUGUCGGACCAUCGAGGCAACAACCUGUUGCACGUCCUGGCCGGCUCGGGAAAUGCCGACGCCUUGGCCUGGCUCUGCUCCUCGUUCGGCCCGGAAAUGCAGGACGCCCUGCUGGACGAGAACAAGCGCGGACUGACGCCCGUGGUCGCCGCCAUCCAGGGCGGGCGGCUGGAAGCGCUCCAGUUUCUCGUUGACCACACGUCGGCCCGCGACCGCCUGGCACCCGUCGACGGCGACCGCUGCCUCCUCCACAUCGCCGCCAAAUACGGAAAGAUUGACCUGGUGGCCUGGCUGGCCCAGUACAUGGAAUCGCACGGCGUCGAAGUCGAUUUGCGGGAUCAUUGCGGGCACAGCCCGCUGCACCUGGCCGCCAGAGCCGGACACGCAUCGGCCGUUGCCAUCCUGGUGGCUCACGGAGCUGACGUCACUGCCAAGAAUGACAUGGGUCAUCGUCCUCUGGAUCUGGCCAGCGCCAACGGCCAUGUGGGAGUUGCACAACUGCUCCGACUCCACGAUGCCGCUCUCUGCCUGUCGUCGGAAACACUGGAGGCCAACGAGGAAUUGGACAACCUGCGCGGAGACUACGCCGAACUCAAAUCCUACUUCAGGGACGUGCUGGUGAUUGGCAAGCGCUUGGCAAAGGAGCGAGAUGAAAUGUGCCGCCAGCUGGGCAGACUCUACGAGGACGUCACCUCACUCCACCAGGCCUUGCUCUUUGAGCUGAGGACCCUCCAUCGAGACCUGGCCGGCGUCAGGGAUCGCGUCACCAGUUCCAGGAAGGCCGGCGAAAUCGCAGACCGCAAUUUGGACGAAAGCGUGGCCGUCGUGGAGGCUCUGCACGACAAGUGGCAGAGCCAGCAGCGCAGUUGGUUCUCGAGCAGUUUGGCCGACAUGGAACAUCGUCUCCUGCUGGCCGAGGACGGCUGGAAACGGCUCCGAACGUCCAGCUCCACCAAGCACCGCACUUGUCAGAUCCGACCUCACGAACUGCUCAGGAGUCGAUUGGCAGCUGUCAACGCUCAGGCCAGCAACAUCCAGUGCGACGUGACGGCCCUGUCUUCGGACGAAGGCUCUUUGUAUUCGGGCUGCUGUCAGUCGGGCGGGGCCAGCGGCGGUUCGGACGCAGAAGAGGACGACGACCGAGCCUUGGCGUCCGUCGAGUCGGCAGUUACGGCUGGCAAUUACGGUGGCCGUUUCUCGCCGACGGCCAUCAGCGGCGCUUCAACCGCCCGGGCCGGAGCAGGAGGCGAAAGUGUGGCGGGUUCAACAGCGGCCAACACCUCCCCCACUACCAAUGCCGGCCCACCUACUUGGUACAGCAAAAGCCCGAGGAGCUCGGCCGUCAAGACGCUCCAGGCGGCACCCGGCGGCCACACCCGAAAUGGAACGGUGGCGGCGGCGUCGGUGGCCGACUCAACAAGUGACAGCGUCUACGGCAGCGCUAUGCAAGCGGCCUCCGCCCGCAAGAUGGGCCAUCACUCCGGCCCCGAGUCGCAGGAGCAUCAGCUGGAAAGGAGCGGUGGCGUCGGCGUCGGCGGCUACCACCGGAAGAAGCCGACGCCUUCGUCGUCGUCACGCCAGGAGCUCCGCAAGCGGCUGCAGGAGGUCAAGCUGACGUCCGAGUCCGGCAACGCCUCGGUCAUUGAAGUCAUCGAGCCAUCUAGUAGCGAAGCCGAUGACCACGACGAUGUCCUGGACGGGCGGACGCCCAGGGACCAGUCGACGCCCUUGCGCGGCAGCAACACGCGCUCCUUUAACGCCUCCUUCUCCGAGGAGCUGGAGCGGGCCCGGCAGAGCAAACGGAUGCACAGUAAUCCCCUGGUGACGGCCAGCAAAUCGGCCGCCGGAUUGGAGUCGAACGCGGCCGUCGCCACCGUUCCGGCCAACGCCAAUUCCAACAGUCCGCAAACUUUAGCCGAACCGGAUCUACUGGCCGGGACUGUGGCCGUCAUGGCCGCCGGGUCGUCGUCCUCUUCGCGGAGUUGUCACGAUCUCGGCCUGAUCCAGCGGCUGGUCGACCAGCAACAACUGGCGGACCACCAGCUGGCCGCCGGCGGAGCAGAUGACGGGGACAACAUGGCCACCAACCACUCGACCAGGAGCCACUCGAGUUUGAGCAGCAGCAACAACACGGCCGUGACGUCCGUCUCGGUUCCGGCCGCCGCCGCUGGAUCGCGUAAGAAGAGCGGAGGAGGAUUCCUGACCAAAUUCGCCCUGAAGGCGCGUUGGCCGUCCAAACGGUCCACCAAGUCCAGUCCGGCCGAGUCGCCGGCGGCCUCGCCCAUCGCUUGUGGCUCCCCGCAAACGACCGGCAACACGGAGACGGAAAGCGGUCCGUCCGAUUUGAGCCUGGGCGACUCGACAUCGACCACGUCGCCGCAACUGGUCCACCACCACCACCACCACGGCCGCCAGUGCGAGGAGGACGAGGAGUCGAGCGGAGGCAACAACACAUCCGCCGGAGUGGUGGCCGGAUUGAGUCAGAUGUUUGAAGACAUGUCCAUGUCCGGCAUGGUCAAGUCACCGGCCAAGCCCAGCCCUCAAGUGGUCCAGCUCAUGACGGCGACGAGUCUGGAGAAACGGGUGGGUGGUCACUCGCUGGGCGGCCCGGAAUCGUUGGAUGGAUCGCGAAGUAAAUCGUCGGCCGGCGGAUCGGUGGCGGAUUCGUCGAUCCAGCAAGUGGUGAUGGACUUGCCGCCGUCGACGUCACCUCCGCCGGUGCCACUGGAGAUUGAAACGUACAAUUCAAUGUCUCCGUCUAGUCAGAAUGAAACGUCAUCCUCAUCCUUGUGCAGCUCAUCCGGCGGUGGCGGCGGCGGCGGAGGAGGAGGCGGAGGGAGCGGAAGUGGCAGCCUGCCGUCGAUGCAACCACCUCCGCCACCUCCGCGCUUCUCGACCGGCAGCCAGAAGGGAUCGUCGGACUUGUCUUCCAGUUCCAGCAAAGUGAGCAGCACUUCCGGCGGAGGUGCGGGCAGCGGAGUCGGGGUGGGAGGAGCCACUCCGGGCUCGUCUUCCGCCUCGUCUUCCACGUCGGCGUCACACGGAGGCGUCGAGUCACUCAGCGUCGCCGCCUCGGAGGAUUCCGGAAUCGUCAUGGCUCGCCCGGCUUCGUCGGCCUCCAAAUCGGAUUCGUCACCGCGCCACCCUCCGGCCCCAUCCUCCUCUUACUCCUUCGCCAACUCGUCGACUUUCAGUCCACUCCGCAAAGCCACGCUGAGCGGAGGGAGCGGAAGCGGCAGCUCGAGCUCUUCGUCGACCCACCAGUCGAUCCACCAGUCGAUGCAGCCGGAUGGCGACCAGCAAACACGACACCCUGGCCUGUCGUCUCCGGCCUCGUCCGACUGCAUGUCCAAGACGGACACGCUCUCGCAAGGAACCGCCGACCUGUCCAAAACGGAGUCGAUGCGCCACUUCCGGCAGUUGGCGCGGAUCGAGGAGCAAGCGGCCGGGGCCAGCGGCGUCAUCCAGCAGGUCGUUGUCGACGGCCAUCCGGAGAAGAAAGUCGUCGACCAGCUGAUGAAAGGGUCGCCUCAAUCCGGCCAGCCGCCGGAUUCCACCAACGCCAGCGUCGAAAUGGCCCAUCAAUCCGGCCAAAUUCUGACGUGGAGGGAAGCCAAGUUGAAGAAUCAGGUCGUUACUCCGCCCCCGCUGGAAGAGCGGCUCAAUAAGGCCCGAGUGAGGCUGGAAGAGAAGAGCAUCCGGACGUUGAAGAAGCGCCACCACCACGUGACGGAGCGUCCGUGGUACGACGUGUCGGACGACGAGUCUGACCUGCUGACGCCCGAACGGCUCACCAAGCUCAAAACGUCCUUGUCCAGCAGCGACAGUCCCAGCAGCGACAGCAACAACAGCCACGGCAGCAGUAGCAGCAGCAGUAGCGGCGACGAGGAACAAGUCUGAGUACAAUUUUCCAAGUAAAACAAAUAACAACAACUACAACUCCCAUUUUCUUAUUGAAAAAACAGUAAUUGACAAAACAAAAGUCCAGCCCAGUUGCCAUAUAUAUUAUAUAUAGACACACACACACACAUAAUCACCCAUUUAUAUAUAUAUAUAUUUUUUUUCAAUCCUUUACUUGAGCUCUUACCUUCCGACCGAGUCCUAGUAGGAAAGAUUUCCAGCCUCGCCCCUCCCAUUUUUUUAAAUUUGUGCGAUUUCGAACAAAUUUUAAAAAAUGGGAAAUUCGAUCGAAACUGUCGAUGCUGCCAACACACACAGUACAUAUUUUUGAUGAUGUGUAUAGUUUUUUUUUUCUUUCUUUUAAAUCAAUUAUCUCGUUGCCAAAUACCUCCCUCGUACAUGGCUCUUUACGUAUCACGUGUGUCACGCGCCUGCGUUGUCUUAUUAUACCGCCCCAAUGUCAAAUGUGUGCCCGUAAUAAUUAGCGGAUAAGAUCAACCAGUCGCAGAGUGCCAUCAAAUAUUACGACUCGACGUACAGUACGUAUAGACAAUUUGUUUCUUCUUAAUUAAGGCAUUUCAAGUUGCAAGGGUUUCUAAUUUUUUGGCUUACCUUUUUUUUUAUUUUUUGUAAAUGAUGAAACUACUCAAGUCUAUGCAUUUGGGUAGACUAUAGGAACGCCCCCCUUUAUACACAUUAGCCAGUCUAAAUUUAAAAAAAUAUCCGUUCUUUUUUUUUAAAUAAUGAAUUACAUAAAUACAUAAUGACAAUAUAUACAGUACAUACACUACUAUAUAUAUAUAUAAUAGACACACAUUUUAUAAGUCUUCCUCCCUCCCCCUCCGUUUCUCCAUGAAAUCUUUUGCUGCGGUUCAAGUGGAUCAGGGAUCAUUUCUUUUCUCUUCGACAUCCCCUUUUGUUCGGGCCUCUUAUUUUUCUCCCUUCACUUUUUCCACUUUUUAUUUUCCCCCCAGUUUGUUAGGAGAACUUGUGGUAUUGCGGCCAAAACAAAUUCCAUUCCGUCAUCGCACCCCCCCCCCCCAUUCGUUUGUUAUACAUAAAAGAGAAUUUUGCUCCUCCUGUCGCAGUUUCUUUAUAACCCCACCACCACCACCCACCCACCCACACACACACACACAGUACGGUACCUGAAAGUUGCAUCAUUCCAUAACCAGCAAUCAGCUAUUGGGCUAAAUUUCACCAAUUUGUUUGUUUUAGUUUUCUAAUUCAUUCACCAGUUUGAUUCCAUUGGUGUCGAUUGACCAUUCGACAUUUACCUUUUAUGUCAUUCCAAUCUUUCAUCUAACUAUAAUCCCUCACCAAACAGACGAACGAAAUGACAACAAAUUGAGAGAGAGAGAAAUCAUUCCGUCCACGGUCGUGUUGUUUUGAUUUGUCGCUGUCCGCUCCCUUUUUGCUCAAAUAAGUGAAAAAAAAAAAUUUUAAUUAAAAUUUUAAAAAAUGAAGAAAAAAAAAGAAAACAUGAUCCUUGCGUGUAAAUAUGAUAUACAUUUGAUAUCGCUAUCAAUUUGAUUUGUGCUGUCGCAUAUUAUUCCCGUUCGUCAUCACCAUCAGCGCCCCUAUUAUUAUUUUUUUAUUAUUAUUAUUAUUGUCUCGUUUGUUUGUUUGUUGUUUUUCCCUCUUUCUCCAAUCUUUUAUUUUGCUGAUUUUUUACCGACGUCAAUAAAAGACAAGUUAAAGAGGAAACGAAUUAACUUUGGCCGUCUUGAUUGCGGCACCGGUAGCCAAUUAAUCAUUAGCAAAGUCCGUCUGGGUCCGAUGAUUUGUGGGGGAGUGUGACCCGCAUCGAGUGGUUCAUUAAUCGACAGUCGACCUGUUAUCCACCUCAAUUUGUGGCCUGGACGAUUACCACCUGUAUAUAAAGACGGGUUCCAUCGACGGACAGGGUACCACACAACGGGAAUCUUCCGAUCGAGUCAAACGGCGGUGUCCAAUUCAGUCACGUCAGCUGCCGCCUAAAGAGAUGUUUGCUGUGGUUGUUUCAAUUCACGUGGUGCUGCUGGCCCUGGCGGUGGCCGGACUGCCGGCCCAUCACCAACUGGAAGCUCGUCAGAGCUCAGAUGGUUGCGGUCCCAAUCCAUUGGUGGCCGUCAUUUCCUACGCCCGCGAAUUCGCGGAUUUCAGCCCCCAUCAGUUGAUGCGCUUCAUCGAAUCGGACACCAGGGCCGGCAGUCAACUGCGAUCUCUGCUGCGGACGUACGACGAUUGCGUUCGAACUGGCGACGGAACUCGAUACAAGAAAAGCGGAUCCGCUCUGGAAAUGAUGGACGACGUCGAAUCCGAUCCGGGCAAAUCUCCGUUUCGGAUGCUGGCCGGCAACAACAACAAGUCUCAACAGCAGCAUUCACUGCAGCAAGCCAACCAGUCGCUGUUGAGGGCCCUGGCCAGCCACCGACUCUUUUAACGAUAUUCGAUUGUCCAGUUGAUCGCUUCUCAUCCGAUGAUCUCAGCCAAAUUUCUUUCCUUUGUAGUAUUAGUUUUGACCAAAAUAAUCCCGCCCUGGAAACGUGUACUAUAAAUAUACGUCCGUGUAGCAUUCCA